AUGGGUCUCUUUCAUGGAUUCAACGCAUUUUCGGUCCAAACUCAAGCAGACCCAGCUAUAAAUAUCCAUGGUCUGCAGAGUGGUGAUGCCUCGUCUUCCCUUCCACCACUUAUUUUGCUACAUGGAUUCCCUCAGACGCUAUACGCCUGGCACCGCAUUGCACCCCAGCUUACCGACAAGUACACAGUCAUAUUGAUCGAUCUUCGCGGUUAUGGACAAUCUUGCAAGCCCACAGGCGUGUCGGCCUACGCAAAAAGCGCUAUGGCUCGUGAUUGCAUUACAGUAAUGGACAGCCUAGGCUUCGCCGAUUCUUUCUACGUCUGUGCUCACGAUCGGGGUGCCCGAGUAGCGCACAAACUCUGUGUUGACUUCCCCAGUCGCGUGAAAAAAACAAUUCUUAUCGACAUUUGUCCAACACUGGCGAUGUUUACCAAAACAGACUUUCAUUUCGCCAAAGCUUAUUUCCACUGGUUCUUAUUGAUUCAGGAUGCGCCGCUUCCCGAGACAUUCUUGUCAGGACGUCCUAGAGAAGUGAUGGCAUUGAUGAUGGGCGAACGACCUGGCGAGGGAUUGAAAAUUUUCGACCCAGAAUGUUUCGACACCUAUGUUAAAAAUCUGGAAGAUCCUGCUACUGUUCAAGCCAUGUGCAAUGACUACCGAGCGAGUGCCUCAUUGGACCUAGACGAGGCUCGGGAAGAUAUGAAAAAUCAUAGGUUGGUGCAAUGUCCAUUGUUGGUUAUAUGGAGUAAGCAUGGUGUUAUUGAGAAGUCCUUCAAGGCAAUUGAAGAAUGGCAAGCAGUGGUGGCACAAGGGGUUGCCGUACAGGGCUACAGUCUUGAUUCAGGUCAUUCCAUACCCGAGGAAGCACCUGAAUUGGUUUUGUCUGCCAUUGGCGAGUUUUUGUCUGGGUGA
Penicillium pulvis is the source of this 912-nucleotide messenger RNA. RefSeq names its product alpha/beta fold hydrolase. The transcript has a single exon. NCBI's taxonomy places the organism in Eukaryota, Fungi, Ascomycota, Eurotiomycetes, Eurotiales, Aspergillaceae. Gene Ontology annotation, molecular function: hydrolase activity. The coding region runs from base 1 to 912 and encodes 303 amino acids. The record is from RefSeq and is a predicted model, not a curated record.